This is a messenger RNA of Trifolium pratense (red clover), 2453 nucleotides long. RefSeq names its product pectinesterase 3-like. The record is from RefSeq and is a predicted model, not a curated record. Lineage: Eukaryota; Viridiplantae; Streptophyta; Magnoliopsida; Fabales; Fabaceae. Gene Ontology annotation, biological process: cell wall modification. The coding region runs from base 440 to 2212 and encodes 590 amino acids. The transcript has 2 exons. Gene Ontology annotation, molecular function: pectinesterase inhibitor activity; pectinesterase activity.
AAGUUGUUGCAUGUCUAAAGUAUAGAUCAAAUUUAAAACUUUAAUUAAAUUAGAAGAAACUCGUGUUAUCUGAUCUAAACGAUAUUUGUUGCUUACUCUGAAUCUUACUAACAAAGAAGCAUCUUAGAGAGAAGUCAAGAACAAUUCAACACGUUCUCAUCCCAACAAUCAUUAAUAUAAAAAGCAUUUACUUCCUCACCUAAAUAUUAUAGUACUGCGUAUCAUCCUAUCUUUCCCAUAUAAAAACCCAACUAAAGUCCCACAAUAAACCCCAACCCAAACCAAACCAAACCAAAUAAACAAAACAACAACAACACAGAACACUCAAACCUCAAAAAAGACACACAUAGUUAACAACAACAUUGUUCUGUUUUCACUUUUCACUGUACACACACUCUCUUCUCAGCUUCUCUUCCAAACAGAGCACAAAACAAACACAAUGGAUACUAUGAAAUCUUUCAAAGGUUACGGCAAAGUAGACGAAAUAGAACAACAAGCAUUUAAAAAAAAGACACGUAAGCGCAUCACAAUCAUAAUAAUCUCCACCGUUAUUCUAUUAGCGGUUAUAAUUGCUGCGGUUGCAGGAAUCCUCAUACACAAGCGCAACACCUCAUCAUCCUCUUCCUCUGACUCGCUCCCAAAAACUCAGUUAACACCCGCCACUUCACUCAAAGCAGUUUGCGAGGCAACUCAGUACCCUAACUCGUGCUUCUCCGCAAUCUCAUCUCUUCCAGAUUCCAACACUACCGAUCCUGAACAACUCUUCAAACUCUCUCUCAAAGUCGCCAUUGAUGAACUCUCAAAUCUCACGCGCGGUUUCAGUGAUAAAAUCAAAGCGAGUGGUGACACGCGCCUUAAGAAAGCGAUUGAAGUUUGCGGUUCGGUUUUGAACGAUUCGUUAGAUCGGCUUAACGAUUCAAUGUCGACGAUUGUUUCCGGUGAGAAGAUUCUUUCUCCGACGAAGAUUCGUGAUGUUGAGACGUGGAUUAGUGCGGCGAUAACGGAUCAUGACACGUGUUUAGAUGCCGUUGGUGAAUUGAACUCAACCGCUGCGAAAAAUAUUCGUAGUGAAAUUGAAACGGCGAUGAGAAACUCGACGGAGUUUGCUAGUAACAGUUUAGCGAUUGUGACGAAGGUGAUUAGACUCUUAUCGAAUUUCGAGGUUUCGAAUCAUCACCGGAGAUUGCUCGGAGAUUUUCCGGAGUGGUUAGGAGCGGCGGAGAGGAGGUUGCUUGCGGCGGCGGAAGGGAAUGGGACUACGGUGAUACCGGAUACGCCGGAUGCGGUUGUGGCGAAGGAUGGAAGUGGACAGUAUAAGACGAUUGGGGAGGCGUUGAAGAUUGUACCGAAGAAGAGUUUGAAGAGAUUUGUGGUGUAUGUGAAGAAAGGAGAAUAUGUAGAGAAUAUUGAUUUGGAUAAGAAUACAUGGAAUGUGAUGAUUUACGGCGACGGUAUGACGGAAACCGUCGUAAGUGGUAGCCGGAAUUUCAUGGAUGGCACACCUACGUUUGAAACUGCAACUUUUGCUGUUAAAGGUAAGGGAUUCAUUGCUAAAGACAUACAAUUCAAGAACACAGCAGGUGCAUCUAAGCACCAGGCUGUGGCAUUACGAUCAGGCUCGGAUGAAUCUGUGUUCUAUAGGUGUUCAUUUGUGGGAUUUCAGGAUACCCUUUAUGCACAUUCAAACCGUCAAUUCUACCGCGACUGUGACAUUACAGGUACAAUAGACUUCAUAUUCGGAAACGCAGCUGUUGUGUUCCAAAAUUGCAAAAUCAUGCCUAGGCAACCAAUGGCAAACCAGUUCAACACCAUCACAGCUCAGGGUAAGAAGGAUCCUAAUCAAAACACUGGAAUUGUGAUCCAGAAAUCAACUAUCACUACACUACCUAAUGAUAAUCUCAUAGCACCUACUUACCUUGGUAGACCAUGGAAAGAUUUCUCCACUACUAUUAUCAUGAAAUCACAGAUUGGAUCAUUCUUGAAACCAGUAGGGUGGAUAAGUUGGGUUUUCAAUGUGGAUCCUCCAAGUAGCAUCCUCUAUGCCGAAUACCAGAACACUGGGCCAGGAGCAGCAGUAGACCAGAGAGUCAAAUGGGCCGGUUAUAAGUCCGCUCUCGAAGACGGAGAAGCUCUGAAGUUCACUGUGGAUUCCUUUAUCCAGGGUCCGGAGUGGUUGCCAAAUGCUGCUGUGCAGUUUGAUUCUACCUUGUAAUUUUAAUACAUUACUGACACAAUACCCUAUAAAUGCAUGAAAUUUAUUGUCCUAUCAUACCCUUGUAAGUUGUAGCUUGUAUUGCACUCAUUUUUUUUGACCUGCUUUUGAAUUGUUGUAAAAUUAGUAGUUAAUGCAGUGUGGAAACAUAUUUCAAAACUAGAAUAUUUUAAACAUACUUUAAAAGACAUGUAAAAUUGUAUUGACUUUUGAUUAUAUAAGUAAACGUUUGCUGCUUCAA